CUGAGCAUUCUGACCUCUCAGCUGGCCUCAGAGGGACGAAUGCACAAACACAUCUGCACAUAUUAAUAGGCACGCUCACAGCUGCUCAUUUUGUCUAAGUCCCUGAAGAUGUUGUUCUUCGUCUUGUUUUCGCUCCUCUGUUUCAACCCAUCUCUGAGCCUGAGGAUCUGCUCCUUCAAUGUGAGGUCUUUUGGAGCAGCCAAAAUAGCCAGAGCCGAGGUGCUGGAUGCUGUGGUGAAGAUCAUCUCUCGCUGUGACAUCAUGCUGCUGAUGGAGAUAAAGGAGAACAAGAACAGGACGUGUCCCCUGCUCGUACAGCAGCUGGCUGGCCAGACAAAAGGGAAGAGGGAGGAGUACAGCUGUGUGGUCAGCGGGCGGCUGGGCAGGAAGAGCUACAAGGAGCAGUACGCCUUCCUCUACAGGAGAAACCUGGUGUCAGUGAAACAAACCUACCAGUACCCCGACACCCAGCCUGGGGACGAGGACGCCUUCUCCCGAGAGCCCUUCAUCGUUUGGUUCCAGUCACCAAAAACCACUGUCGAGGAGUUUGCUAUAGUCCCUCUGCACACUGCGCCGGAGAUGGCAGUACGGGAGAUUGAUGAGCUCUAUGAUGUGUAUUUAGACAUAAAGCAGCACUGGGACACCAAGAACUUUAUCUUCAUGGGGGACUUCAACGCGGGGUGCAGCUACGUUCCACGGAAGCACUGGAAGAACAUCCGCCUGAGGACGAACUUGGAGUUUGUCUGGCUCAUCAGUGACACAAACGACACGACAGUCAGGAGGAGCACCAGCUGCCCCUAUGACAGGAUCGUGGUCAGUGGGGAGCAGCUCAGCCAGGCCGUCGUGCCACACUCCGCUAACAUCUUUGAUUUCCAGAUGGCUUUUCAGAUGAGUGAGGAGCAGGCUCUGGGGGUGAGCGACCACUUCCCGGUGGAGUUUGAGCUGAAGGCACGUGGCGGCUUCUUCGACUGGAUAAAAUCCAAGUUCUCAAAGAAGGGGAGAGCAAGAAAGAACCGCCGCUCGGGCUCAUGAGCAUGCCAGGUCCGCUCGCACAGCGAGAACACGAGGAGGCAGUGGGUCUUCCAGCUGGGCAGUGCGGACAUGCUCACAGCCAGUGCAGUAUUUAGCAGGAAAACAAAGAUUUUGUCACACUUCAAACAUUUUGGGUCCGAAGGUGAACGGAACCUUCUUGAUUGUAAGCUCAGUGCAAAUAAAUCAGCUAGAAGCAG
Molecule: messenger RNA, 1229 nt
Organism: Meleagris gallopavo (turkey)
Lineage: Eukaryota; Metazoa; Chordata; Aves; Galliformes; Phasianidae
Gene: DNASE1L3
Product: deoxyribonuclease 1L3
Biological process (GO): apoptotic DNA fragmentation; programmed cell death involved in cell development
Cellular component (GO): nucleus
Molecular function (GO): DNA binding; deoxyribonuclease I activity
Source: RefSeq, a predicted model, not a curated record